GCCGGGGCAGGCAAGGGGACAGACAUCUGCAGCCUGUGGCUCCAAAGCACCUUCCCGCCCGCCAUGGACGUGAGCUGGCCCCUGGGGCUGCUUCUGCUUCUCCUGCGGAAGCCCCUGACCCACGCUGAUCCUCUGUACAUCCUGGUGACCCCCCGAGUCCUGAGGGUCGGCAGCCCCGAGAACAUCCACAUCCAGGCCCACUCGGACUCCGGGCAGCCCCUCACGGGGGCGCUUGAGGUGAACCUCACGGUGUGGGACUUCCCCAUGAGGAAGACACUGGUGGCUCGGAGUCGUCUUGUUCUCUCGCCAGGAAACAACUUUAUGGACCAGACACCUGUGACGGUUCCUGAGAGCCUGAUAAAGCCCCCACAACUGGGGCAACAGUAUAUCGUCAUCCGGGUAGCGUGGGCACCCACUUCGGAUCCCUCAUACAUGGAGAAGAUGGUGCUGGUGGCUCCCCACGUUGGCUACAUCUUCAUCCAGACCGACAAGCCCAUCUACACCCCUGAGCACUUGGUUCAGUACCGGGUGUUCACUGUGAACCACAAGAUGGAUCCUGUGACAAGGACAUUCACUCUGGACAUCAAGAACCCGGAGGGUGUCACCGUGAUCAGCCAGUUGCUGCUGGCCAGGGAGGGCUUCUUCACUAACUCCUUCGACCUCCCAGAGCUCGUCAGUUUUGGUACAUGGAGCAUCGAAGCCAGUUACCCAAGUGCCCCCAAACAGAGGUUCAAGGCCACCUUCGACGUGAAGGAGUAUGUCCUGCCAUCUUUUGAGGUCCAGCUGAUUCCCAACAAGACUUUCUUCUACCUCAACGACAAGGCUCUGGGCGUUGACAUCCAAGCCCGGUAUAUAUUCAACAAGCCAGUGGAUGGACAUGCUCUGGCCAUCUUCGGGGUGAAGUUGGAUUCCCGCCGGAUCCCUAUCCAAAGCUCCCUACAAAGGGUGGAGGUCUCUGCAGGCCUGGGCCACGUCUCCCUCCAGAAGGACACACUGAUGGCUGCAUUCCAAGGCCCACAAGAGGACUUCAUCGGAGCCUCAAUAUUUGUCAAUGUCACCAUGUUCUCCUCAGGGGGUGAAAUGGUCCAGACUGAGACUUCAGGGGUGAAGAUUGUCCAGAGCCCAUACAACAUCAAGUUCAUCAGGACACCCCAGUAUUUCAAGCCAGGAAUGCCUUUCCACUUUCAGGUCUUCGUCUCAAAUCCUGAUGGGUCCCCAGCCUCCAGAGUCCUCAUCCGCUGCCAAACCCACAAAGUGUACACCUCAACCGAUGGAGUGGCCACUCUGACUAUCAACACAGAUGGAGAUCUACACCAACUCCCCAUCCUGGUGGAAACUGAGGAGUCUCUCCGGCCAGAGGAACAGGCUUCAGCCAGGAUGACAGCUUGGCCUUACUCAACUCAGAAUGGGUCAGGGAACUUCCUGCACAUCGAGGUAAAGACAUUGGGCACAGAGGUUGGCAGCAGCAUCCAACUGAGCCUCAACACAAGGCAUCGAGACCCUGCAGCAAAGGACCAGAUCACUCACUUCACCAUCCUGGUCUUGAGUAAGGGCCAGAUUGUGAGUGCCAAACAUCAAUUACAAAGCCUGGGGAGUGUCUACACGUCAGCUAUUAUUGAUGUGACUUCAGAAAUGCUGCCCUCCUUCCGCAUUCUGGCCUUUUAUUUACUGCCCAGGGGAGUUAGCCAGGACCCUGAGCUGGUGGCUGAUUCCAUAUGGAUUGAUGUGAAUGACAGAUGCAUGGGGACGCUGAAGGUUGGCUUAAAGAAUGAUGGAUUGUUCCAGUCUUUAGAGCCCCAAAGUGUAGUGGAUCUGAAGGUGACAGGUGAUGCAGAGGCCACAGUGGGGCUAGUGGCUGUGGACAAGGCUGUCUAUGUCUUGAGCAGCAAACACAAACUCACUCAGAAGAAGGUCUGGGAUGUAGUAGAGGAACAUGACAUUGGCUGCACAGCAGGCAGUGGAAAAGACAGACUUGCUGUGUUCAAGGAUGCUGGAUUGGACCUGAAAAUCAGCACAGGGACAGACACUCUGGCAAGCUCAGACUGGAAGUGCCCCCAGGACUCUCCUCCCAGCCGCCGUCGCCGCUCUCUGAAGAGGCUGGAGACAAAGAGGAAUGCAGUGAACAAGUUCAAGACAGAGCUGGAACGAAAGUGCUGUGAGGCUGGGCUCCGGGAAAGCCCAGCGGGGCUGUCGUGUGAAGAGAGGUCCCGGCAUGUUCGCUAUGGUGCAGCCUGUGUGGCUGCUUUCCUGGACUGCUGCCAUCUGUCUGAGACCCUGACCCGGGAGGCUCGGGAGGAUCAGCUGAUUCUGGGGACAAUGGAUGAAGAUGAAGACUUUGAUGACCUCUUCCUUGAUGACAUGCCUGUCCGGACCUUGUUCCCCGAGAGUUGGCUCUGGAGGAAGUUUACCCUGCCGCAAAGCGAAUCGGGCAUCUCGCGCUACUCCAUCUCUGUGAACGUGCCAGAUUCCAUCACCACGUGGCAGUUCGUGGCGGUCAGCCUCAAGACCGGACAAGGUCUCUGUGUCUCGGAUCCCUUUGAGCUGACAGUGAUGAAAUCGUUCUUUGUGGACCUUAAGUUGCCCCCUUCCGUGGUCAGGAAUGAGCAGGUCCAGAUCCAAGCCGUGUUGUACAAUUUCAGGGACCGCCAGGUCAAGGUCCGAGUGGAGUUCCCCUACAAGGAGCCUCUGUGCAGUGCAUCAAAGCCGGGAGCCCCAUCCCGCCAGGUGGUGGUCGUGCCCCCAACUUCCUCCAAGAUGGUGCCCUUUGUGCUUCUGCCUCUGGAAAUAGGCAAAGUGGACGUGGAGGUCAAGGCUGUGGGCUACGGGGUCCAGGACCAUGUGAAGAAGACCCUCUUGGUCCAGGCAGGGGGUCAGAUACAGCUAAUGUCUCACAGCAUCCUCCUGGACCCCCAAGGUCAGACCCAGGUGGAGCGGGUGCCAAGACAGGACUUUUUGAACAAGGUGCCCAACACGCCAGCAGAAGUGUUUAUCAGUGUCCAAGGUGACAUCCUGGGUGAGACGGUCGUGGGUAGCCUGUUACCCAGAGAAACACAGCGGCUGCUGAGGGUCCCCACUGGCUGUCCCGAGCAGACGCUGAGCUCCCUGGUGUCGGUGAUCAUCCUGACCCAGUAUCUGGAUAGCACUGGCCAGUGGGGCAAGGUCGGGGUGGAGCACAGGGAACAGGUGAUGAAGAACAUUGUCAGUGGCUACAUCCGGUUGCUGACGCACCGCAGCGCAGACGGCACCUACCACACCUCCAAGGGGAGCCCAGGAAGCACCUGGCUCACGAGCUAUGUGUUCCGGGUCUUCUCUCUGGCCUACUCUACAAUGACAAUCAGCCUGCUUGACCUGGCGUCUGUCUGUGCCAUUGCCAACUGGAUCAUCACCCAGACACAGGCGGAGGACGGGCACUUCUUGGAGAAGGGCCCUGUGGUCAUGACAUCCAUGCAGGGUGGCUACCAAGGCUCCGAGGCGGACAUAUCCCUCACAGCUCUUGUCCUGAUUGCCCUACAUGAGGGAAAGGAGUUGUGCAGCCAGAAAGUACCGAAAUUGGUUGCCAGCAUCGAGCAAGCCCGUGGGUUCCUGGAGAGAAAACUCCCUGACAUUCAGACAACCUUUGCCAUAGCCAUAGUCUCCUAUGCACUGGCCCUCGCCAACAGCCCUCGAGCCAAUGACCGCCUGGACAGCUUUGCCAGCCUCGACAAAAGCCACUGGCGGGUGAAGGAGUGGGACCUGCGCUCCCUGUACACCAUUGAGGCGACGGCCUAUGCGCUGAUGCAGAAGCUGACCCUGGGUCGGUACAAUGAGACGCACGCCAUCGCCAAGUGGCUCCUGGAGAAGCGGGAGCUGGGAGGAGGCUUCUUGUCCACCCAGACCACAGUGGUGGCCAUCGAAGCCCUGACCCACUUCUGUAAAGCUGUCCCCUUCGAGGGCGACCAGGAUCUCCGCGUCGAGAUCAGUGUCCCCGAGAGAGCCUUGCACGUGGAGUGGCUAAUUGACCACAACAGUGCCUACCUGCAGCGGUCAGCAAAGUUCUUGGCCAACGAUGAUCUAGAGAUCAAAGCCAGUGGCAGUGGUAAAGGAACCAUUUCGAUCCUGACCAUGUACCACAGGUCCCCAGAGUCCUGGGAGGACACCUGCAACAUGUACCACCUAAAUGUGACUCUUCAAAGUACCCCAGAAGAAAAUAAAAAGGGAGAGGAGACCUUUCAGCUCCGUAUGGAAACAAGGUUCCAGGGCAACCGAGAGGCCACAAUGACCAUCAUGGAGGUCUCCCUGCUCACCGGCUUCUACCCCAACCAGGAUGACCUCAAACAGCUCACGAGCGACGUGGAGAUGUACGCCUUCCAGUAUGAGACCAAGACAAGCUCCAGUGACAGCACAGUUGUCCUCUACCUAGAGAAGCUCUCCCAUGAGGAAGACACGGUGCUGGGCUUCCGCGUCCACAGGAUGCUGCAAGCGGAGUUCCUACAGGCCGCCCAGGUCACCGUCUAUGACUACUACGAGCCUUCCCGGAGGUGCAGCGCUUUCUACAACCUGCCCACAGAGCAAUCUUCCCUGCGAAAGAUCUGCCACAAAGACGUCUGCAGAUGUGCAGAGGAACAGUGCCUGUCCCCGAGGAAGGGCAGCAGCCGGCUGAGGCAGGAGGAUCUCCAGGCAGCGGCCUGUGAGGCUGGCGUGGACUUCGUGUACAAGGUCAGGCUGGACUCUGUGGAGGUCUCUGCCUCCAACCCCUACAUCUACUACAACAUGCAACUCCAAGUCAUCAUCAAGAGUGGAACGGACCUUGCUGUGCCCCUCACCACGAAGAAAUUUGUCUCCCACGCCACCUGCCAUGAUUCCCUGGGCUUGCAAGAACAGGAAUCAUACCUCAUCAUGGGCCAGACAUCAGACCUGUGGAGAGUCAAAUCUGAUUACACCUACGUCCUGGGCAAGGAGACGUUCCUCAUGCAUUGGCCAUCAGACAGAGACAUGAGCAAGAAGGAAUUGCUGGACCAGCUGGAGGAGUUUUCUGAAUACAUGCACACCCAUGGCUGCGAGUCCUGAGACUCCGAGGUCUCUGCUGCUCUCAGGGAGGUGUCUCCAAGCAGGUCUGGGCCACUUGGCUUAACCCCAAAUAAAGAGGACAAAAAAAUAUCAUA
Molecule: messenger RNA, 5141 nt
Organism: Lemur catta (Ring-tailed lemur)
Lineage: Eukaryota; Metazoa; Chordata; Mammalia; Primates; Lemuridae
Product: complement C3-like
Exons: 41
Coding region: 64-5046 (1660 amino acids)
Cellular component (GO): extracellular region
Molecular function (GO): endopeptidase inhibitor activity; protein binding
Source: RefSeq, a predicted model, not a curated record